AAAAUAAAAUCAAUAAACAUAAAGAAUUACAUAAUAAAUUAAUAAAGAGAUUGUUUCGCCUUCUUUUGUGUUAGGAGAGAGAAAAAAAAAAUAUAUAAUGUAACAAAAAUGAUUCCGAUCUUGUUGUUGGCCUAUUGUUCACUUCCCCCCUUAUUUCUUGCUUUGCUUAAACCUACAUAGACAGCACUACAAAAAAACUUUUAUUUGGGCCACAUGCCAAAGAUUUUUACUUAGUUUAAUUUCUUCCUUACUCACUAGUUUCUUCUUUCACUUUUGUUUCCUUUAAAGUAUCUUCACUAACCACUCAUGUCAUAUCAUUCUCAUCACACUAUCAUACAUAUAUUGAUACUUGUAUAUAUAUACACACACAAACUCGAUCAUUCAUUCAUAUAUAGAUGUGUUUUACAAGCACUAGAAAAUAUAUAUACAAACUCAGUCAUAAGUUGUUUAGUUGAUCAACUAUCAAUAAUACUAUUGAAAUGGCACUUAGUAAACCAAUUCUUGUUGUGCUUUUCAUACAAACCCUAUAUACUGGUAUGCUCUUGCUCUCUAAGGCUGCAUUCAACGUCGGCAUGAAUAAUUUUAUAUUCACCUUCUACAGACAGGCCAUUGCCACCAUCUUUCUAGGUCCCAUAGCCCUCUUUCUCGAAAGGAAAAAUAUACCCCCGAUCUCAUUCAAGAAUUUUUGGCAAAUAUUCGCAAUGUCUUUAUUUGGGAUAACAUUGAGUUUGGAUUUGUAUGGCAUUGGCUUGACCUAUACUUCAGCAACCAUGGGUGCUGCUACAACCAAUUGUCUUCCUGUCAUUACUUUCUUCCUUGCUGUUCUUGUUAGAUUAGAGGUAUGGAAAAUAAAGACAGCCCCAGGGAUAGCGAAGCUAAUUGGCGUGGUAAUAUGCUUGGGAGGUGCCAUGACUCUCGCACUUUAUAAGGGUCCUUCCAUCAAACUGUUUAGCCAUCCUCACUUGCUGGGUGGUCUCGACCCAGCAGCCAACCAACCACCACAGUCUCGAACCCAUUCCGGCCCCACUUGGAUUAAGGGUGUUUUUAUCUUGCUCACCGGUAACACGUUUUGGGCUCUUUGGCUUGUUGUCCAGGCUCGAAUCAUGAAAGGUUACCCGUCAAAGCUUUUGUUCACAGCACUAAGUUGCUUCUUGAGUUCAAUUCAGUCAUUUGCAAUAGCUAUUCUUGUGGAACGUCGUCCUUCUCAAUGGAUGCUUGGUUGGAAUGUCCGUCUUCUAGCCGUUGCUUAUUGUGGGAUAGUGGUAACAGGAGUGGCAUACUAUUUACAAGCAUAUGUGAUAGAGAAGAAGGGGCCAGUAUUUCUAGCACUGUGGACUCCUUUAGGGCUUAUCCUUACCAUGCUUUGUUCUGUUCUUCUGCUUGGAGAGAUCAUCACUUUGGGCAGUGUCAUAGGUGGAAUAUUGCUAGUUGGAGGGCUCUACAGUUUCUUGUGGGCAAAGAGCAAAGAACAAAUUAUCAUUCCAUCAACUUGUUCAACCGUUAUUGAAGCAGAUAAAGAAGGCCUGGAAUUUAAAGUAAUAGAAGGAACCAAGAAUUCACCCUCCAUUGUAUAAGUAUAUAUAUCUAAUUAAAGGUUUUGUAAGGCAAGAAGGCCAGAUAACUCGAAAUUGAGAGAGCAUCAGAUCCUGAGACUUGAAGGUGUUAAUAAGGACCAAGGAGAAAUUCAUCAAAAGCUCUCAAGUUUUGAUGUUGGCUGCUGAUUUCUUACACUUAUACCAAGUAUAUUUUGAGAAGAAAUUAAAUAUGAAGUAUAUAUACUGUAUUAGGGUAGCAUCAAAUCAAUGCAUAGAGAUGAUGUAAUUCUUUCAUCUCAUUCUAUGCCUAUUAUAGGAAGUUUAAUGUUAUGUGAUCAUCCAAUAUAGAGUACAUAUUUUUUUUCUUACUAAUAGAAUAUUAAAAAUACAAAAUACUACGUAUAUACAACAAUCUUCUUAUA
Messenger RNA from Chenopodium quinoa (quinoa), 1957 nucleotides. Its product is annotated as WAT1-related protein At5g64700-like. The record is from RefSeq and is a predicted model, not a curated record. Gene Ontology annotation, cellular component: plasma membrane. Gene Ontology annotation, molecular function: transmembrane transporter activity. Bases 480 to 1574 code for a protein of 364 amino acids. The transcript has 8 exons. NCBI's taxonomy places the organism in Eukaryota, Viridiplantae, Streptophyta, Magnoliopsida, Caryophyllales, Amaranthaceae.